AGCUAACUACAGCAAAGCAAGCGAGCACCACAACCUCGUAUUCAGAUUUCUAGAUAGACAGGAUCAGAUUAACCAGAAGAUGAUGCAGGCCACCGUUGCCUUGUCGGCCGUGCUGACUGUCGCCGUAAGGGGCAGGCCGGCGGCGAGGAGGAGGAGCGCCACCGUGGCCGCCGGCGGCAGAAGGAUGCCGGGCGGUGCCGUUCGUGCAUCGGCCGCCGCGGCGCCGGAGGCGGACUACAGCUCCAGCGUCUCGGUGUUCCCCAUGGAGGCCUGCGACCUGGUCGGCGGCGAGGCCUGCGACGCGCAGAUGUACCCGGAGACGAAGCUCGGCGCCGGCGCCGGUGGCCCGGCUGCCGCCGUCGCGAGGGCGCCGGAGGUGGAGAGGGAGUACCUAUCCUACGACGAGCCAAAAACGGUGUUCCCGGACGAGGCGUGCGACGAUCUCGGCGGCGAGUUCUGCGAGGCGCCCUACCAAACCAGCAAGUAACUAACUCAAGCAGCUACUACGAACUACUAUUAGUGUAAAAAACGCUCUUAUUCUCAGCAGAGGUCGAUCGAUGUAUAUCAUGUGAAUAAGCAAAAACAUGCUGCUACGCUGCUGCCUGUACUGUAUUAUUGCACAUAAACGAAAUGCAGUCAUCAA
Messenger RNA from Triticum dicoccoides, 643 nucleotides. RefSeq names its product light-regulated protein, chloroplastic-like. The transcript has 3 exons. Gene Ontology annotation, cellular component: chloroplast. Bases 80 to 487 code for a protein of 135 amino acids. Lineage: Eukaryota; Viridiplantae; Streptophyta; Magnoliopsida; Poales; Poaceae. The record is from RefSeq and is a predicted model, not a curated record.